AUGGCUAACACUUGUUGCCUUAUUGAGAUGGAGCCUAGGACCUUAAGGGAAGGACAACUCAACCAUGCCAGGGAAGUGGCUGCGGAUGUAGUUCAAAAGAUGGAACCAAAAGAAGCGUCCACUGCAUUCAAUAAGGGACUGAGACCGGUUGUUUCAAUAAAGCAGAUGAAUCAGAUUGAGGAAAAUGGAGAUCAACAUAAUGACAAGCUUGUUAAGUGCAAGGAGGAGACUGCUGAGAUUAUUGACAGACCUUGCCAAUGCUCAUGUGUCACUGAAAAUAUAGAAGAAUCCCCUGAUCAAAUGAACCUUAAGGAGCCCCUUUCGGCCCCAUUUUGA
Molecule: messenger RNA, 336 nt
Organism: Dovyalis caffra
Lineage: Eukaryota; Viridiplantae; Streptophyta; Magnoliopsida; Malpighiales; Salicaceae
Source: the annotation of a GenBank genome assembly